UGUUUAUCAGCGUGUAGCGCAGCGCUACCAUCACCUCCUCCAGACAGCGAGGCCUAUUUACCUGACCAGGGAGUUGGCAUCCAUCCUUCGAGCUCGCCAUUUAACCAGGGCUUCCGCACUUACAAUUCAUCCUGAUCGUAUAUAAAGGUUUCAUUACAGAACCCAUUAUCCGCUUCAGCUAAGACUGUAAAAUCGCUGCAGCUCGUCGACUUGCCAGUCCCCUUAACCAGCUUUGACACGUACUUCCAUUUACCACUAUUGUAUUGCAUUUGUACCCGGGAGCUCUUGCUGUCAGCCGCGUGCUGCCGAGUGAGAGGAGCAGCUGGAGGAGCCCUGAGUCUGCUAGCAGCGUUGUAUAAGCAGGCCCUCCACACGUGUACACGUUCCGCUCGGCAAAAUGUGGAGCUAGAAGCCAGAGUUUCUGUGCGCGCUGGAAAGCGUGACGCCAGCCAUUCUAGCUUGAGGCCGAGGCAGCAGCACCUCACGGCACAAUGCUGUGCGGCUGCCUGCCCAUGGGCGGUGGUGACCGUCGCAGCGUCACCACCCGCACAGCCGCGCCGAAGCCGCGACCAAAAAGCGCUACAAACGGCAAGGGACGUCCCAAGAGCGGUGUCAAGGACCCGGAAAACCUCUACGCGAACGGGUUGGUGGUGACGUCUGCAAAAAAGGGCAAGCUGGCGCCGGAGCCCGCGCCGCGGCGGGGCAGGCGCAACCGGGGCGACGAUGGAGAAGACGCUGAUGAGAAUGCACCCAGCGACGAGGAGGAGGACCCCAACUCCAACGCAAUCUUGCGGCCGCGAACUGCCGGCGGCAGCGUGAUCGCCGUCGGCGCGCCGCCCGCCGCCGCGCCGCCUUCGCCGCUGCGCAGCCGCCUCGCCGCCGCGGGCUCAGCCACAGGUCCCUCAGGGCCCGGGCCCAGCCGCCUGGGUGUCUCCUCUGGUCCCAGCGCGAGCCUCGGCAGCGGUGUGGGCGCAGCUCGCCCGGCCUUCAGUGCCAGUCCAUUCGAUCCGCGGCCUGCGCCGGUGCGCCUGGAUGAGCCGUUGCCGCCCGCGCCCGCGGCAUCAGGGCCCAGCGCCGUCAGCAUCAUUGACGCUAAGAAGAAGGAAGCGGAGGAGACCAAGGACGCGGCGACUCGGUUGCGGGAGCUUCAGGAACGCAACCGGCUCAAGUCGGCAGGCGGCCUGGGCCUGGGCCUGGGCCUGGGAGCCACCACGCCGCCUUCGCAAGGAGGCGGCAUGGGCAUGGGCAUGGGCAUUGGCGGCGGUGGCUGGCCGGCGCAGCCGCACCAUCCGCACCAGUCGCAGUUCCCACACGACAUGAGCGCACUGCCAGGCGGCGGCAGCAGUGGUGUUCACGGGGAAGCCAGCUUUACUGCAGGCGCCAAGCCGCGCCUGGCACCGCUGGGCGGGCCAGGGAGCGGCGCCGGCGCCGCCGGCCACCAGGCGGCCGCGGCCGCCGCCGCUGCCAGCCUGGGCAUCAACAGCAAGACGAAUCUCACGUGGCUCGUGGAGUCACCGGUCGGGUCGCGGCAGAGCUCGGUGUCGGCGCCACACGGCGCCGCGGGCAUUCCCGGCUCGCUUCCCUCGGUUUCCCAGCACAGCCUGAGCGUGGCUGCUGCGGAGGCAGGCGGGCAUCAUACACACUCGCGUUUCGCGCAGCAGCCGCAGGCCCCGCAGGCGGCCGCACCGACCGCGUACCCCGCGCUGCGGAACUCCGCGGCGCAGCUAGAGGCGCAGUUGCUAGCCGCGGCGGCGUCCCCGCCGCGGCACGCUGCAGGUGGCGGCACCGGGUUUGGCUCAGCUGUCGGCUCCGCUGCAGGCACAGCCAGCGGCGCGGCUCCCGGCGCAGGCGGCAGCGGCAGCGCCGGCCACUCCGCCAGCGGCGAGCAGGCGGUCUUUGCAUUUGCCUCGCACAUCCCGCUGCCUGGCGCGCGGCCGGGCAACCGCCCUGGCGGUGCCGCGGGCUCGAGCUUGGCGCCGCUGGAGGGGCAGCAGCAGCAGCAGCAGCAGCAGCAGCACCACCACAGCACGCCAGGCUCGCUGGGCGGCGGCCUCGGGGCCGCGCACGUGUCACACGGUGCUGCAGGCUACCACUCCCAAUCCCUGAGCGGCACCGGCGGCGGUGGAGCCAAUUUUGAUGGGUUGGCAGCUGGCAGCGCGGCCGGUGCUGGCGGCGGGAGAGGGCUGCAGCACCAGGGGUCAUCUGGAAAGGGCUCCUUUGGGCGUGGCGGCAUGCAGGCGCCGCCGCAAGGCCCGAACCUCACGGCCUCGACGCCGCAUGAGUCGGGCUUGACACGCACAACUCCCCUGGGCGGCGGCGGAGGCGGAGGUGGGUUCGGUCUCGCCGCGGAGUCGUACGGCGCGCGGCCUGUGACCCCCGCGGAGCGACGCAAGGAGGCGGCGGCCGCCAAUGAGGCAAUGCUGUCGUCGUUGCUGGGGGGCGCCGGCGGCGGCGUCGACUUCGCGUCUGUCAAGGCGCAUGGCGUGAGUGCGGGGGCGGACCUGGAGCGCUUUGACCGCGUGACGGAGGCCAUGGGGCGCCUGGAUGACCUGCUGGCGGCGCCGCCACCCAGCAGCGCCAUGCGGCCGCGCACCGCGCUCAAGUCCGAGAACCCCGCAGCUGACUUCCUGGGGGCGACAGCGCCAGCAGGCUCGGGCAUGGGCGCGGGUGUCUCGGCGUGGUGAUUGGGGCGGGGCUGGGGGUAAGGGUGAUCACGUCGUGGCGGUGGGAGUCUAGGCCUGGAUGUCGUGUGGUGGUAUUAGGCUUUGGGGCGGCGGGAAUGGUGCUGGUGGGUACGCUGUGUGUGGCGUGUGGUGGUGUGAUGACAGUACAAAGGUUGCAAAGGAACGUUCAGUUGUUGGACGUGGGUUGUGCAGGUUCAACAUUCUGAAGCUUUGUGGAAGUCAAGUCUUACCGUAUUCCCUGCCGGUGGCUUACAUAUACAGUUCCCGCCACCGGCGAGGCGGAACAAUUCGUGAGCUGUGACGGGGGAUUCACCUCUUCCUGGCUGUAUUGUGUGGGCGUUAAUUGCAUGCUCAAAAUUGUAGAGCUUUAGGAGAGCGUGUGGGGACGCCGCGUUGGCGAGAGCCACGAAUGGCCCAAUACAGUGGGGGCAUGUCGCACCCGUGGAGGGCCCUGUAGGCGUAGCGAUAGGCAGGAUGGCUCAGAGUUCUUAUAUUGUAUGGCAUCUCUGACAUACCGUACGUAUUGCAUGGUGCAGCUUGACUGCUUGUGUUGCCGUCGAAAGCGGCGGCAUGGACGUUGUGCACGUGGUGUGUGGCUGCACGGCCGGCUGUUACCGUCAGCCGACGGGCUACAGGUGUGGCCGUCAUUGGGACCGUACUCCCUGUCCAUUGGCGUCCUCAAACCGGCUUAUGACUAAGUCCAAAACCAUAAAUUCGGGCUCCCUUUUCUGCCUUGCCGCGUCUGUUUUCGCCCCUGCUUGUCAUACUGCGCGCGGCCAUUGCUUUGCUGCAUACUGUUUGCAAUUUCUCUGCGGUGGCCUCUGCCCUCUGGUGCUCAUGCGUGGGCGCUGGUCAUCUUCUUUGUCUUC
Messenger RNA from Chlamydomonas reinhardtii, 3553 nucleotides. RefSeq lists its product as uncharacterized. Bases 492 to 2684 code for a protein of 730 amino acids. The transcript is spliced from 4 exons. The record is from RefSeq and is a predicted model, not a curated record. NCBI's taxonomy places the organism in Eukaryota, Viridiplantae, Chlorophyta, Chlorophyceae, Chlamydomonadales, Chlamydomonadaceae.